UGUCAAUGUCAAAAUCAGGAUAUUUGAAAACCAAGUGAAAUCCAAAAUUUAACUAAUCUUGUAUUUACAAGCACUUUGAUCCUUCCAAAUCUACUAAAGUAAAGUGAUGCUCAUGGUUAGAUUUGUAUAACAAUACAAAAAAAUGGUAUACAAACGAGGCCCCUAUAAAAAGCACAGCAACUUGAAGCUGUACUGCUUCCUUUUGGUAGCUGCUGUGCUGAUAUGUACGGUGUAUUUCAUCUGGAAGCAACCUGCAGACAAUGUCAUUGAAAAAUCUGCAUUGGAAAGAGGCAGUUUUAUGCCUCAAGAAUUCAUUCCGAAGACUGAACCCAACAAUAAACCACAUCCAAUUGUUAGAGAGAAGAUUGUGCAUUUGGAUUUGAAAGGAGCACCACCAAAGGUUUUCUAUUAUGACCAUUUCUUCAAUUUGAUAUCAAAAUUAGGAGCAACAGGUGUUUUGGUUGAAUAUGAAGAUAUGUUUCCAUACCAAGAUGAGUUAACAAACAUAUCGGCUUUGAAUGCAUAUUCCUUGAGUGAGAUACAGACCAUCAAUGACUUGGCAGCAAAAUACAGUCUGAAAAUUAUACCUCUGAUACAGACAUUUGGACAUAUGGAGUUUAUCUUGAAGCUAGCCGAUUACAAGAAAUUCCGCGAAGAACCCUCAACGCCCCAGACAAUAUGUCCCACCUUCAGUGAAACUUUGCACUUGAUUGAAACUAUGGUGAAACAAAUCAUUAUGGCACAUCCAAAAUCGGAGACGGUACACAUUGGAGCUGACGAAGUAUACUAUUUAGGAAACUGUAACAGAUGCAAAGACUUUAUGCGUGAAAAAAACUUCUCCAAAAAUGAACUUUACCUAGAACACGUGAACAGUGUUGCAAAGAUUAUCAAUAAGGUGAAACCAGACAUGAGAAUCCUGAUGUGGGAUGAUGAGUUAAGGACGUUCAGUAGCACAGAUUUAAGGAGUCCUCACACAGUUUUGAACAAACAACUAGAGCCAGUCGUGUGGAAGUACUCGAGGGAGGUUUAUGACGAACUUGGACCUGGAUUGUGGGUCGAUUAUGCGGGAAUAUUUGAUAAAGUUUGGGCUGCCAGCGCUUUCAAGGGAGCUACUGGUAGCAGCGAAAUCGUGUCCCAAGUGACCCACUAUCUUCAGAACAACCGGGGUUGGCUGAGUUUGAUCAAAGAACACGAACAUAGAGUGCACUUCGCAGGAAUCAUCAUCACCGGUUGGCAACGUUACGAUCACUUUUCUGUCCUUUGCGAAUUGCUGCCCGUCGGUGUUCCCACAUUGGCGAUGGUUUUGAGACUCGUAUCGGGUAUUGACGAUUCUCCGAUGACUCCGCCGUUAGAAGUGGCGAGAUUGUUGAAUUGUUCGCAGCCGUAUGGUUUAAUUGGUUCUGCAUUUGGCAGCCCGCGUUGCUCGUAUCUUGGCGGAAAUCUGCUAGAAUCAGCUUUGGCAUUGAAUCAAUUGAAACAAGAGUUGACAUCGUUGAAGGAAGAUUCUAGAGUGAAAGGGUGGAUGAACUCGGGGUAUAACGUCAAGUAUCAGUUUUCAAAUGUACGACAUAUGGAAGCUAUCAAAGCUGUGCUGAUGAGGUUGCAGGCCGAGUUGAAUGAUUUGCAGGUAGAAAUUGGUACAUCACUCUCCGAAAUCUAUGACGAACAUACAGUCAAGGAGUGGCAGAGUACGCACGUUCAACCUUUUGCGAAGGAAGUUGAAACUCUCUUGGCAACUUGUGACAAACUAUUGGCUAAGGAUACUUGGCCUAGGAGACCACUGGAUAGAGAUGAACUGUGAUUAGUUGUUUUUACAUUGCCUAAAUUUGUUAAGCGCUCUCUACAAAAUAACUCGAAUGGCUUACUGGUCGAACUUACCUGACGGACUUAUCCUUCGAUCUUACCCGACAGACUUGCCUAAGAAAAUUACCCGAUGGAUUUGCCCUACGGGAAUACUCGACAGACUUGAGCGUCGAGCUUACUCAAGAGACUUACCAGACGGACUUACUCGACGUGAUGUUCUGACAGACUUAUCCGACCAGCUUCCCGAUGGACUUGCCCGACGGGAAUACUCGACAGACUUACUCCACUCAUCCGACAAGCUUACCUGAUAUACUUGCCUAAGGACAGAUGGACUUGCCCGAUGGGAAUAGUCGACUGAAUUGAUCGUCGAGCUUACUCAGCAGACUUACCCGAUGGACUUACUCGACGUGAUGUUCUGACAGACUUAUCCGAAAAACUUAUCGGAUAGACUUGUCCGACGGGAAUACUCGCAGAGUUGAUGGUCGAACUUACUCAACAGACUUACCCGACGGACUUACUCUACUCAUCCGACAAGCUUACCCGAUAUACUUGCCUAAGGACAACACCUGAUGGAUUUGCCCAAUGGGAAUAGUCGACCGAAUUGAUCGUCGAGCUUACUCAGUAGACUUACCCGAUGGACUUACUCGACGUGAUUUUCUGACACACUCAUCCGACAAGCUUACCCGAUAGACUUACCUAAGGAAAUUACCCGAUGGGAAUAGUAGAGCAACUUGAUCGUCGAGCUCACUCAACAGACUUACCCGACUGACUUUCUCGACGUCAUUUUUUGACACACUCAUCCGACAAGUUUACCCAACAGACUUACAUAAGGGAAUUACCCGAUGGGAAUAGCCGACUUGAUCGUUGAGUUUACUCAACAGACUUACCCGACGUGAUUUUCUGACACACUCAUCCGACAAGCAGACCCGAUAGACUUACCUAAGGAAAUUCCCGAUGGACUUGCCCUAUGGGAAUAAUCAAGCGACUUGAUCGUCAAGCUUACUCAACAGACUUACCGGUGUGACUUACUCGACGUGAUUUUUCGGCGGACUCAUCCGACAAGCUUACCCGAUGUACUUGCCUAAGGAAACUACCCGAAGGACUUGCCCGAUGGGAAUAGUCGACCAACUUGAUCGUCGAGCUUACUCAGCCGACUUACCACAAAGACUCAUCCGACGUAGAUUUUCUGACACACUCAUCCAACAAGCUUACCCGAUUACUUGCCUAUAAAAAUUACCCGAUGGAUUUGCGCGACGGGAAUACUCGACAGACUUGAUGGACGAACUUACUCAACAGACUUACCCGACGGAGUUACUCCACUCAUCCGACAAGCUUACCCGAUAUACUUGCCUAAGGAAACUACCCGAAAGACUUGCCCGAUGGGAAUAGUCGACCAACUUGAUCGUCGAGCUUACCCGACAGACUCAUCCGACGUAGAUUUUCUGACACACUCAUCCAACAAGCUUACCCGAUUACUUGCCUAUAAAAAUUACCCGAUGGAUUUGCGCGACGGGAAUACUCGACAGACUUGAUCGCCGAGCUCACUCAACAGACUUACUCGACGCGAUUUUCUGGCAGACGUAUUCUACAAGCGUACCUGAUAGACUUGCUUAAGAAAAUUACCCGAUGGACUUGCCCGACGGACUUACUCGAUAACCGACCUGCUUUCCUAACAGUCUUAUACGUCAAGCUUACCUGACAACCUUAAUCCUAGAGUUUCACGAUGAGCUUGCCAUACGGACUUACCCGACAGGUUUAUCCGACGGACUUACAUAGUGGCGGAGGUUGAUAUUAAUCCCUUAUGAAGUGGUACCAGUGAUUCAAUUUUAAUAAUAUUUUACGAUGAUAUUUGUUUGCUACGAUCAGAUCAGUUUUUAACAAUAAUACGCCUAAGAUCGAGGUCUGUUAAAAAUUGUAAUAACCUUACCAUCGAGAAAUUGCACCAAGAGAGUACAUUAUUGUAAUUAUUUACAAGAGUUUCCGUUAUAUUCGUCUUAUAUAAUAUAUACGUGGCGUGUACGCUUUUAAAAAUCUCUUAACACAACUGAAGAUCUCAGUUUGUCGGGUAGUAAGCGAUGCAUAUGUUUAAUAAAAAAAAAAUCUAGAAUCAUAGAAUAUAACUUGAACAAUCGUUAAAGGACCAGAUUUUAAAAUUACACAUACUUGAGUACAAAAACUGUAGGAAUUGAAUAUUUCAGUAAAUACUUCUCCGUUUGAUAAAAAGCCAAGCAAUAAAUUGACUACUUAUAUUAAACAGUGUUCGAAUUUAAAAAUGUUUAAGGUAAAUACCCAAAAUUCAUAGUGAUGUAAUUUUACUAGACAAGAAUGUAAAAUUACAGAAAAUUGUAUCAAAAUUAUACUUCUACCUAGUUCGAAUUCUUUAGCCAAAAAGUAGCAUUUGAGUAGGGACUAGUGUCCAACACUUCUUUUUACAGAUCUGAAUGAAGUAUAUCCUUUUUGCAUAGAUUCAUCUAUCUCUUGAAUUAUGAUGUGAUAUGAACAUGACAUUGGAAAAUGUGUGAUACAAAUUAUCAUGAUUUAGAAGUAGGAGCAGUGUUGUGCUCGAAGCUUUUUAAAGUUAGAUCUUUCCUGACAUGCACUUCUAGGGAAAAAUUUGCUCAAAUAUAUUUAUUUUUGUAAACGACUGAGGUACAAUUUUAUGUAUAUUUUUAGUUUAUAGUUCCUUGUUUUGUUUAUAUAUCGAAGAAUAAAGAAGUUUGCAACAA
Acanthoscelides obtectus is the source of this 4529-nucleotide messenger RNA. NCBI's taxonomy places the organism in Eukaryota, Metazoa, Arthropoda, Insecta, Coleoptera, Chrysomelidae. The record is from the annotation of a GenBank genome assembly.